UUCUAGACUGUGAGGCAUCGAAUUUUGUCAGUGUGUUACCUACACUCACCAGGCGGUUCACUUGGAAACAUCAGAACUACUACCAUCAUGAAGAUCUGGACCUCUGAACACAUAUUUAACCACCCAUGGGAGACCGUCACCAAAGCUGCAAUGCAGAAGUACCCAAACCCCAUGAACCCCAGUGUGGUUGGGGUGGACGUCCUAGACAGGAGCGUGGACGCCCAGGGACGGCUCCACAGCAAAAGACUACUAAGCACAGAUUGGGGUCUUCCAUCCAUAGUCAAAUCGUUCAUUGGUAACACACGGACAUGCACUUACAUCCAGGAGCACUCAGUUGUGGACCCCAGAGAAAAGACACUAGAGUUGCAGUCAGCCAAUAUCACUUUUACAAACAUGGUUUCAGUUGAUGAGAGGCUCAUAUACAGGCCGCACCCAGACGACCCAGAGAAGACGGUACUGACACAAGAGGCCCUCAUCUCGGUGAAGGGAGUGAGUCUGAGUAGCUACCUGGAGGGAGUCAUGGCUACUACCAUCUCGACAAAUGCGGGCAAGGGUAGGGAAGCAAUGGAGUGGGUUAUCAUGAAGCUGAACACGGAGAUCGAAGAACUUGCCGCCACGGCCCGUGGAACCAUGCGAGCCCCCAUGGCAGCGGCGGUCACUGAGAAAUGACCCUUCCCCCCUCCAUUACCUCUCUAACAUCUCUCACUCUUUCUCUCUCAAUUAUUUCUCUCUCUCUCUCUCUGUCUGGGGACUCUUCUCCUGUGUCAGCACUGGCGACCAACCCCCUUCUGUGUUGCUCAUACCUCCACUUGCGUUUAUUUAUUUUUUUUCCAUUCAUGGAAAGGCACUCUAUCCAUCUCCCUUCAUCAGGCCUCUACAUUAGACGCCGAAGGGAUACAUGAAUGGCAACACACAAGGAGGCUGAUCUCAUACCACAGCCUCAAGACAGAAACUCUCGUGCCUGCCUUUGGGUGGACACUUAAGGACUAGAACUCAUACAGGUCACAGGGUAGGAAGGGGAAGUGGAUAUGCAAUAACAAUAAAAAAGGUACCAACAAAGGACGCCAGUGCCAGGAGCUACCCCUAACAUGCUUUUUGCAUUUAGCCUUUGCACGGGAUGAGUUGUGUAGCUCUCUCGUCACACGGCCAGCAUUCUGAGCAGUGGAGGUGGUUUUAUUUUUAAGAGGGAUGCACUGCAAAACAGCAGCGGUCACCGUGCAAGUCCACCUGACUCUCAUUCCGUGUUCACACGUGCGGGAUAACCACAACAGCAACAACUAAUGGUGUCGGGUUAUGAAAGGACCAGCCAUGGCUUUAUGCAGCACAGUGCCAACAGGAGUUCUUAUCGAAACAGAACUCCCUAAGCCUGGUCAUAGGAGCUGUCUUCAGAACACCUCGGUCCAGUCUCAACAGCUAUUUUGUUUAACGUGGGGAAGAGCUAGCAAGGGUUUCCCUUCUGGCUCCCCCAGACUUGAAUGUCAAGUACUGUACCAGUAAUAACAAUAAUAAAUAGUGAAUAACUCAGACAUUGUCAUAGAUAUUUUUUAUUAUGGAUAUGUGUAUUCAAGAUAAAUUAUUUUAAAGGGAACAAAUUCUGGUUUGUUUUCUUUUUCUGACAAUAGUUCACUGAGAGGACCAUCUUGAAUGCUUUAUAUUUAGGUAUUGACUGUUGGCUUGAUGUGUAAGCAGACAGUUUUCUUUUUGGAUAGAUCUGCCCUUGAGGAGCAGGGUGGCUUCCAUAAGAAAACUGCCUGCAAUACCAAUUAAAUUACCCCACCAUUUGAUAUCCAGUUUUGAUAUAUAUUCAGAACUGGCACUUUUCUAAAGCAAAGGUAGAACUAUAUUAUUUGAUCUACAUCUCAAAGGCAUUUAAGGCAAAGCAGUUAUCAGAAAUUGUUACACGGUGUCUGGACAAGUUAUCCUUCUGGGGUCACCUUUGAAGAGGGUGGCUGUUGCAUGUUUGAAAAAGUUGUCAGAUUGUUGUCCCCAAGCCGUGUCUAAUGAUGGUACUGUAUUUGUUUCUAAAAUACUUCCGCACACAAAAAAACUCAUCUGUCUAACUUGUUACGUUGUUCUUUGAAGUUUUGUUUUUACUCAAUAUCAGAAUGAAAAAUGCUAGUUUGCUUGUAGACUAGAGGAAGAGCUAUGACCGCAUACAGAUUUAAACUGUAGGUGGGGGAGGCAUGGAAACUGUCAGGAAAGGUUGUCUUUUUCUUUUCUUUUAAGAGGCCAAAAUGUAAAGUAUGGCAGGAAAUGUGAUGAGUUGUAAACAUGUAGAUAUAGACAUCUUUUUUUUUGACAUUGGAAAAUAAAUAGCAAUUAUUUAUUUAUUUAUAUGAUGGGCUUCAUAUGUUUUUCCAUGCAGUGGUGAUGGUGAUGAAAAGCAAGUCUGUUCUCAUUGAAAAAAAGAUGCAACUGAUGUACUUUCCAAAACACUGUUAUCUUGAAGGUCAAUGUGCUUCAUUGUAUGAAAUGCAAAAUAGACAGGACGUUGCAUUCAAUAUUGUUAACACAUUUUUCUUCUAGACUGACUCCUGUUUGCAGUGUUUACUCAGUAUUAAACUUGUAAAUGUACCUCAAGGAAGCCUUUUUAAAUUGUGCACCGCACUUAACCAAGUUCACAACAUUCAGACUUAACAACGGCUACUGGAACAGCAUAUCUCAUUUCUUGUUAACACAUUUACUCAUUUUAAGUAAUUGGUUGGGGAUUAUUUGCUUAAAAUAAAGAAAAGGAAAGAUGAAA
Molecule: messenger RNA, 2743 nt
Organism: Clupea harengus (Atlantic herring)
Lineage: Eukaryota; Metazoa; Chordata; Actinopteri; Clupeiformes; Clupeidae
Gene: prelid3b
Product: PRELI domain containing 3
Cellular component (GO): mitochondrial intermembrane space
Source: RefSeq, a predicted model, not a curated record